AUGUCUGGAAGAAACUGCAAGAAGAUCCUCAUAUUGGGCGCUACAGGCCAGACGGGUAUCUUGACAGUUCAGACAGCAUUGGAACAUAACCAUAUCGUCACCAUAUAUGCUCGGAAUCCUUCCAAACUCCCUACAAAUAUUGCGCAUCACCCGAACAUCAAAAUCAUCCGUGGAGACCUGACCGACGCAGAAGCGUUAUCCAAAGCAGUCGAAGGCCAAGAUGCGAUUGUAUCAUUACUUGGCCCGACUGGGAAUGUUACGGGUACCCCCUUCACAGAUGCCUAUCAUUUGAUUUUUUCCUUGAUGAAGCGAUGGGGAGUCAAGCGAAUCCUGGCAAUGGGCACUGCAAGCAUCCCUGACGAGCAAGACGGGUUCUCAAUCGUCGCCUUCUUAGGUGUCACUUUAAUUCGAAUAAUCGUCAAUUCCGCCUACAAGGAUAUUGUUAGCGUUGGAAAACUCUUUAAUACAGAGGCUACGAAUGACGGAUUGGAUUGGACUAUCUUCCGGUUGGGAUUCUUGGCUAAUGGUGCACCGCAAUCAUCUAAAGCUGGAUAUGUCGGGAAGAAUGGUUGGGUGUUGAAGAACCAAAGAGCGGAUAUUGCAACUUGGUUAGUGGACGAGGUUGAGAAGGAUAACUCUGAGUGGAUCAAAAAGAUGCCCGCAAUCUGGUCGUGA
Molecule: messenger RNA, 675 nt
Organism: Penicillium cosmopolitanum
Lineage: Eukaryota; Fungi; Ascomycota; Eurotiomycetes; Eurotiales; Aspergillaceae
Product: NAD(P)-dependent oxidoreductase
Exons: 2
Coding region: 1-675 (224 amino acids)
Source: RefSeq, a predicted model, not a curated record